Molecule: messenger RNA, 1173 nt
Organism: Myripristis murdjan (pinecone soldierfish)
Lineage: Eukaryota; Metazoa; Chordata; Actinopteri; Holocentriformes; Holocentridae
Gene: ctss1
Product: cathepsin S, ortholog 1
Exons: 8
Coding region: 7-999 (330 amino acids)
Biological process (GO): proteolysis
Molecular function (GO): cysteine-type peptidase activity
Source: RefSeq, a predicted model, not a curated record
ACAAGCAUGCACAGUGUGUGUGUGGUGCUGCUUUUCACCAGGGGGGUUCUUGGUCAGUCUUCCUCUGCCUUAAACGAACAAUGGGAGGAAUGGAAAGUCAAGUAUCAGAAGGUUUAUAAUAAUCAGAGUGAGAGCCUGUACAGGAGGGAGGUCUGGGAGAAGAACCUGCAGCUGGUGCUGAGACACAACCAGGAGGCCUCAGCAGGACGGCACACCUUCACGAUGGGACUCAACCACUUGGCUGACAUGACAGCAGAGGAAGUCAACGAGAAGCUGAAUGGCUUUAAGAUGGAAGACCCAAAUCAUUUUAGAAACUGGACCUCCAAGCAAGUGAGUGAUGCCUCAAUACCCUCGAGUGUGGACUGGAGGCAGAAAGGCAUGGUCAGCCCAGUCCAAAACCAGGGUUUUUGUGGGUCAUGCUGGGCAUUCAGUGCUGUAGGAGCGCUUGAGGGCCAGAUGAAGAAGAAAACAGGGUCCCUCGUCCCGCUGAGCCCACAGAACCUGGUGGACUGCAGCACCAACGAUGGGAACCAUGGCUGCAGAGGGGGCUACAUCUCUAAAGCCUUCACAUAUAUAAUCCGCAAUGGAGGCAUCGACUCUGCACACUUUUACCCCUACGAAUACAGGCAAGGGAAAUGUCGCUAUUCCAGCAAGGGAAAGGCCGGAUACUGCUCUGGUUUCAAGGUCCUUCCACGGGGAGAUGAGAAGACUCUGCAGCAGGCUGUGGGGACAGUGGGGCCGGUCGCUGCUGCUAUCAACGCCAUGCUGCCUUCCUUCCAUCACUACAGAGGAGGUUUAUACAACGCACCAGGCUGCAAUCCCAGGCUAAUAAAUCAUGCUGUACUGAUUGUGGGCUAUGGCACAGACAGAGGAGAGGACUUCUGGCUUGUGAAAAACAGCUGGGGAACUGCAUGGGGAGAAGCAGGAUACCUUCGACUUGCCAGGAACAAGAACAAUCUCUGUGGCAUUGCCAACUUUGCAAUCUACCCAAAACUGUGAAAAUACAGCCAUUGAAGUCGUCCGUCAGUAGAAAUUAGAUUAUUUGUGAAUAAAUCAAUUCAAAUUAUGUUACUGGCAUAUUCAACAUUUUAUGUGUAGAUGCUGUGUUUUAAAGAAACUAAUAUGUAAUUCUGUUUGAGGGCCUAUUUUAUAAGAAAGAGGUAAAAAUAGCAA